Molecule: messenger RNA, 1249 nt
Organism: Helianthus annuus (common sunflower)
Lineage: Eukaryota; Viridiplantae; Streptophyta; Magnoliopsida; Asterales; Asteraceae
Exons: 6
Coding region: 90-1178 (362 amino acids)
Source: RefSeq, a predicted model, not a curated record
UUACCCGCGUUUAUCAUUCCCUGUGAUCUCCGAUCAUCAUAUUUUUCCAGUUGUCUACUACAUCCCCUAUACUAAUCUCUCAAUCUCAGAUGGCGUACCGAAGAAGCCAAACAAUUUCAAAGGCUUCAAUGUUAAACGAAGAUAUUCACCGUUCUAACAGCGUUGAUGACACCACCACCACCACCACCACCACCUCCGCCGUUGCUCCGCCGUCACCAGUUGCUGCUGAGGCGAUCGGAGCAUCUGUCACUCAUCGUGACUCGUCUGAUGACCGAUCCAAGGGUUCUGCUACCUAUGAUUAUACGUCAACGGGAAGCACAAACGAACCCAGAGGCUUUUGGGGUGUUAUAGCGAGGAAGGCUAAAUCAAUUAUCGAUGAUGAUAACGCUCCUCCUCCAAGUUUCGACACACCUAGUACUAUAAAGACAGAAACAGUCUCAACAAGCAACCGGGUUGAGCAUCGUUACGAGUCUUUUGAACACUCCAGAAAUAUGGAUGGUCCAAAAUUGAGGAAGGGUUUGGAUAAGCUCACAUCUUCACUUAAUCAAAUUGGCGGAACGAUUGGAAAUGCUUUUGAGGAAGGGCGUACCAUUGUGGACAAGAAAACUCAAGAUAUCAUCCAAGAAACUCGCAAACUGCAAAACAGGAGAAAAGGAAUGAACGAUGAACAAGAUCAGCUGCAGGAACCUAAAAUGCAAUCUACACAACAACAGACAAACCUAACAAACCAACUCAAGGCAUCUCGCGACGUGGCAAAUGCAACUGCUGCUAAGGCGAAACUACUACUUCGGGAGCUGAAAACUGUCAAAGCGGAUUUGGCAUUUGCGAAAGAACGGAGUUCUCAAUUAGAAGAAGAGAAUAAAAUGCUUCGUGAGGCUCUUGAAAAAGGAGACCGCCCUACAGAUGAUGACAUGAUCCGGCUUCAACUUGAGUUACUUUUAGCAGAGAAAGCUCGUUUGGCUAAUGAGAAUUCUGUAUACGCACGUGAAAACCGCUUCUUGAGGGAAAUUGUUGAAUACCAUCAACUAAGUAUACAGGACGUCGUGUAUUUAGAUGAAGGCAUCGAGGAGGUUACAGAAGUUAACCCUGAACUUUCUAGAACAUUAUCAACAGCAUCAUCCUCGCCGCCAUCGUUACAUUCUUCCCCCCAUGAACCUCUUGAAAGAACAACUUCUUAAUUUGCAUGAUUCAUGUUCUUGUAAUUACUUGUAAUUAUGUUUUUGAUUGUUUUGUUCCUUUUUGUGCAUUA